AUGAACCCUCUUCCCUUUCGCGCGGGGGCUCAAAAUCAAACCUCGUAUGAGCUACCUCCCGUGCAGUCGGUGACGUCGGGCGCUUUCGCGGCUCCCGGUGCGAUGCUUUCCGCCCCGCCAAGUAGACCCGACAGCGGGAUGCGCAUGGCCCAUCUAUUACAGCCCAUGCCCCAGGCUCCCGCCCAACAACCAAUGCCUCAGGGUCCACCACAGCAUGGGAUGACCUUGGCUCCGGGUCCGUCGACGUCGCCUUAUGACCGAUAUUACGAUUCGGCCUCGGGUUCUCCAGCUGAAAAUGGGGGUCUGCGCGACGCUCCUCCUAUAGGCGCUCUACCGGGCAAUCCGAGUCUGUUCCAGACAAGCCCGAUCGGACAUUCUAGUCACGUUCAAAGUCAACUGCAGCAGAAAAGAGCGUAUCGCCAGCGCAGGAAGGACCCGAGCUGUGAUGCGUGUCGUGAGCGCAAGGUGAAGUGUGAUGCGUCGGAAUCGAGCAGCUGCACCGAAUGCAAUAAUCGACGUGUUCGUUGUCAGUUCACUAAGGAGACUAAUCGUCGCAUGUCGUCUAUCAAGCAGGUGCAGGAUCUUGAGAAGCAGCUCCAGUCUACUAAGCAGCAGUUGCAGCAGUUUAGAGCUGGGAGGCUUCGUCCUGAUCAGAUGAUGGACGUUGAUGAAUCAGCCUCGCAGCAGUUGAUCACCUUACCGGAGAUUGAUUACAAACCUGCCCGAAGACCCAGGAUAUCGAUUACCGAAGACCUAUCGGAUGUCCGCAAAAACUUGCGUCAACAUGGUCGUGGUAUCUUGAAGGUUCCGACUCCGUAUCAGCAGCAAGGCUCCAAAUCCAUCGUCUCAGGCGAUGUACCGGCUCUACCUCCGAAAGAAGUUGCAGAUAAUCUCAUGGCACAGUAUUUCAAUUGCAUACAUUCUGUCUUGCCAGUUCUCCACUGGCCAUCUUUCACCGCAGAAUACGACCAGGUCUAUCGGAAAGGCUCUAUCGCCGGUAUCUCCAGCGAAUGGGCAGCUGUAUUGUUUGGAGUUUUCGCAUGCGGUGCUAUCCACACCGUGGACCCAAAUCGCGAAGAGCAGGGAAAAGAAUUCGUGCGCAUUUCUUGCGGGAUCAUCGAUGUAUGGCAAGACAACUUCAACCUGGACCGAGCCCGCGCAGCUUUACUUGCCAGCAUCUUUCUCUAUGAGGUAAACUCUAAGUCUGCAAGCUGGGUGUGGAUCGCAUCUGCGGUGCGCGUGGCUCAAGAGAUUGGCUUGCACAUCGAAUCCGGCCCAUGGCCCCCGCUCGAAGGAGAAAUGCGAAAACGUCUCUGGUGGGGCUUAUAUACUUGGGAUCGAUUACUGGCUCUUGAAAUGGGUAAGCCAGUCCUAAUAAACGACCAAGACUGCGACAUCGAUCUACCUUGUCCAGUCGACGAGCAAUAUAUCGCAGAUAAUGGCAACAUCCCAGAAAGCCCCCAAACCACCCCUAUGCUGGCAACCAUUCACGUGGUCCGAUCAAUCGGCCAACUCACUCGCACACUCCGCUCCAUCACAAUUAGCCACGCCACCCUGGACACAUUCGAAAGACACUUCAACACAUGUCUAGCAACAUUCCCACCGCACCUCCACCCAAAAUCAGACCAGGACCUCGACCCCCGCUCCCUGGCCCCAAUCAUUUACCUCCAGAAUGCCCGCCUUCUUCUGCACCGCCAUAAUAUCACACCAUACUGCCAAGAUAUCAUCCGCUCCACCGCAAUGGAUUACUGCGUCACAACCGCAAUCGACACCGCUACCAUCUUAUCCCGCUGCAUGCGCACGAACUCCCCAACUAAUUGGCGAAUCCUCUUCGCUUCAUCAGCCAGCACCCUUCUCUGCACCCACAUCUGGCGCUGCACUCUCUUCCUCCUUUUCCGCCAAGAAUACACCGCUGCCCUCGCAUGCGUCCAAGCCUGCGCAUCUAUCGGCGACGGCCGUGCCAUAAACGUAGCCUGCGGCCGGUACCUCGCGUUCUUUCUCCGUGCACUGAUAGACCGCUUCCGACAAAGCGAUAUGGGCAUUCUCGACCACGACGAGGAGAUGAUGGCCUAUGUCUCGGGCGAUAUGCAGGGGACCAGUGAUGGAAGCUGGGUUUGGCAGGGUAGUGAGACAGGCUCACAUCUUGAAGCUGUUACAUCAGCCCGUAAUCCGUCUGUACCACCCGAAACAGAAGAGGCCGCCUGGGAAACUCCUGAGAAGACAUGGGGAUGGAUCGAGAAUACAGUCAACGAACUCAUCAGUGAGAAGCAGAGGAGAGAUCAGGAUGCGUUGUUACGGGAACGGGUGCAGACGCCUCAGCAGGAAUCUGUUCCUGUAUCCAUGUUGAAUCCAGAGUCUGCUGCUUCGGAUACAACUGAUGGACGGUCAAGUUCUGCUCAUUCGCGGAUGGAUAUCGCGAGUCUGAUUUAA
Molecule: messenger RNA, 2430 nt
Organism: Penicillium longicatenatum
Lineage: Eukaryota; Fungi; Ascomycota; Eurotiomycetes; Eurotiales; Aspergillaceae
Product: transcription factor domain-containing protein
Exons: 2
Coding region: 1-2430 (809 amino acids)
Biological process (GO): DNA-templated transcription; regulation of DNA-templated transcription
Molecular function (GO): DNA binding; zinc ion binding; DNA-binding transcription factor activity, RNA polymerase II-specific
Source: RefSeq, a predicted model, not a curated record